AUGGCUUAUACAAAAGACAAGCUUCGCACCUUCUCCCCAAUCAUUUUAUUCCAUGAGCCUAGGUCAAUCGACCAAUGUAAUAUGGUCAUCGGAAAAGAUAACGAGCAUCAGAAAAACUUCAUCCUCUCCCACAAAAAAAAGGUUGAGGAAAUGAUGUCAAUAAACAGCCGUUUCUGGCUAACGGUUUCCGAGAAAUCACGAGAAUACGAAGAAAGGCUCAUAUUUGGUCGUGACCAAAUGAUCGAUCAUAGAUCAACACUGGCAACUCCAAAUCUUGCCAAUUCCAUUUACACGCACCAGGAUCCGCUUGAACCCACCCCCAAGCCAAAGCGGCGCCGGGGUAACCUCCCAAAAGCCACGACAGCCCUUCUCAAAGACUGGCUCGCGCAACAUCGCAAGCACCCCUACCCGACCGAAGAGGAGAAGGUCGGAUUGAGUCGUCAGACUCGAUUGAGCCUGCAGCAGAUAUCGAAUUGGUUCAUUAAUGCUCGCAGGCGUCAUUUGCCCCAUUUAUUGGAGGCAAAUGACUUCACCUCACAAAAUAAUGAGUUGGACAUAUUCCCCUACGAAGCUUCAGGGAAUUCCACAGACAGUGCAUCGGAUAAUGGCAAGCAACAUAUGCGACGCCACACCUGUACGAGGAUUCAAAAAACCGGCGGUGUAAGGAAGUCAUACUUGCGAG
Funneliformis mosseae is the source of this 682-nucleotide messenger RNA. The record is from the annotation of a GenBank genome assembly. Lineage: Eukaryota; Fungi; Glomeromycota; Glomeromycetes; Glomerales; Glomeraceae.